Molecule: messenger RNA, 1356 nt
Organism: Blastomyces gilchristii SLH14081
Lineage: Eukaryota; Fungi; Ascomycota; Eurotiomycetes; Onygenales; Ajellomycetaceae
Product: fructose-2,6-bisphosphatase
Exons: 3
Coding region: 1-1356 (451 amino acids)
Biological process (GO): fructose 2,6-bisphosphate metabolic process; fructose metabolic process
Cellular component (GO): cytosol
Molecular function (GO): 6-phosphofructo-2-kinase activity; fructose-2,6-bisphosphate 2-phosphatase activity; ATP binding
Source: RefSeq, a predicted model, not a curated record
AUGAACUUGGAGACGGACCGUUUGCCCUGCGUGACUAAUACUUCUUUACUACAGAGCGAUGACUCUAGGAUUUGUGUUGUGAUGGUUGGGUUACCAGCCCGUGGGAAGAGUCUAAUCGCUGGCAAAGCUUUGCGAUACUUGGCUUGGGUCGGGAUUCCCGCGAGGAUAUUUAAUGUUGGCCAGUAUAGACGACAGGACACGCCACGACCAACCGCUGCAUUCUUUGACACAUCCAAUCAGGACGGAGAGAGGUUACGACGGGCUGCCGCCGAAGCGGCGGUGGCGGAUAUGUUGCGUUGGUUUUCCGAGACAGAUGGACAGGUAGCAAUACUAGAUGCUACUAAUUCUACGAAAAGUCGUCGGCAAUGGAUAUACAGGAAAUGCAUGGACGCAGGUAUCGAAACGCUGUUUGUCGAAUCGAAAUGCGAUGACGAGGAGCUUAUCAUGAACAACAUUCUUGAAGUCAAGACAACAUCACCAGACUAUGUCGGCCAGGACCCGGAACUGGCCGCGCAAGAUUUCAGAAAUCGCAUCCGCAACUACGAAAAAGUUUACCAGACGAUUGAUGAGGAUGAGAAAGAUUACGCCUAUGUCAAGCUCAUAAAUGUGGGCUCGACUGUAAUCAUCAAUCAUAUCAAGGAUUAUCUGUCCAGUCGCUUGGUUUAUUAUAUUCAAAACCUCCAUAUUCGACCUCGCUCGAUCUGGCUUUCUCGACACGGAGAGUCCGAGUACAACCUUCUAGGCAAAAUUGGUGGCGAUGCAGACAUCUCUUCGCGCGGAGAACAGUAUGCGCGCGCUCUCCCGCGACUUCUCGAGGAGUCUGGUGUCCCUCCCGGCACCAAACUGGUAAUUUGGACAUCCACCUUAAAACGUACGAUCCAGACGGCACGCCACCUCGCUGCAGAAACCGGAUAUGAUAAGCUAGAAUGGAAGGCCCUGGAUGAACUCGACUCGGGGGUCUGUGAUGGCCUAACAUACGAAGAAAUCGCCGAAAGGUACCCAGAAGAUUUCAAAGCUCGAGACGACGAUAAAUACAACUACCGCUAUCGAGGCGGCGAGUCGUACCGGGACGUCGUCAUUCGGCUAGAGCCCAUCAUCAUGGAGCUGGAGAGGAGCGAGAACGUGAUCAUCGUCACUCACCAGGCCGUUCUUCGGUGUAUCUACUCCUACUUCCUGAACAUGUCGCAGGAACAGAGUCCGUGGAUGGAGGUCCCUCUCCACACGCUCAUCAAGUUGACGCCCGGCGCGUACGGGACGGAGGAGAAACGUUUCAAGGCGAAUAUCCCGGCCGUCUCGACAUGGCGAGGUAAAGGUACCUCUGCGAAGCACCAGACACCGGGUGAGCAGCAGCAGUGA